AUGAGCGGCGGCGGCGGCGGCUUCUGCUCGCGACUCUCGUCGCUCGUCGGCAGGGCCCGAAGAAUCGCUGGCGCCUCUGCCGCCGCCGCCGCCACAUUGUCGACGGCGGCCGCGGCGGGGCAGCCGGCGAAGGCUGUGCCCGCAUCCUGCGCCACCGUGGAAGAAGCCCAGAAAACCCUGAGGACCCGCCUGUGCAUCAUCGGCAGCGGCCCCGCCGCGCACACGGCGGCGAUAUACGCUGCCAGAGCCGAGCUGAAGCCCGUCCUCUUCGAGGGAUGGAUGGCCAACGACAUCGCCGCCGGCGGGCAGCUGACCACCACCUCCGAGGUGGAGAACUUUCCGGGAUUCCCGGAGGGCAUCCCCGGUCUCGAGCUGACCGACCGCUUCCGCGCCCAGUCAGCGCGAUUCGGGACCCACAUCAUCUCCGAGACCGUCACCUCCGUUGACUUCUCCUCUCGCCCAUUCAAGGUUGUCUCCGAUUCCACCACCGUCCUCUCCGACGCCGUCAUCGUCGCCACCGGCGCUGUCGCCCGCCGCCUCAAAUUCCCGGGCGCCGGCGAGUUUUGGAAUCGCGGGAUCUCCGCCUGCGCCGUCUGCGAUGGGGCGGCGCCCAUCUUCCGCAAGCGCCCCAUUGCAGUCGUCGGCGGCGGGGACUCGGCCAUGGAGGAGGCAAAUUUCCUUACAAAGUAUGGAUCCAAAGUCUACAUCAUCCAUCGCCGGGACUCCUUCAGGGCAUCGAAGAUCAUGCAGGGGAGGGCAAUGGCGAACCCGAAGAUCGAAAUUAUCUGGAACUCUGCGGUGGAGGAGGCCUACGGCUCCGAGAAGGGAGGAUUGGGUGGUCUCAAGCUACGUAGCACUCUGAGCGGGGAGCUGUCGGAUUUGCAGGUUUCCGGUCUGUUCUUCGCCAUUGGGCACGAACCUGCGACGAGAUUCCUCCAAGGGAAGCUGGAGCUGGAUCCAGAUGGGUACAUUGUGACAAAGGUUGGCAGCACAGAGACCAGUGUGAAGGGGGUCUUUGCUGCCGGAGAUGUUCAGGACAAGAAGUACCGCCAAGCCAUCACUGCUGCUGGAACAGGUCAGCCGAUGGGCCUCUUCCCUCUCCUCUAAUUUUCCACUUUUCUUGAUCAAAGAACGCUUUUAUUUUAUUACAGGAUUUGGUAGUUUUUUCACAGUUUUCGUCUCUGGUAAUCAGAUUAAAAACCCAAUUUAUUGAAUUAAAAAUUAACAUCCGUUUACAGCGGAUAUGUGAUCUAUACACCUUUGGAACGGGGAAACUUCAACUUAUUCAUGCAUAAAGAUCAAUUUUUUCCAUAAACAUAUGUUUUAUUUUACCUAUUUGAGCUAAAAAAUGGCCCCACUCGUCCUUUUCCUGGUUGUUUAUGGAUGACCCAUUAUUUGUUCCUGAUGAUCCAUGAGAGCUCCGACUCUAGAAAUCUCAUUCAGCGAGGAGAUGUGGGCUCAGAGAACGCCGAUCUCCGUUCUAAAAACCCCAUUUUUGGCUCCUCCAUACCCAUCAUGCUGAUAUUUUUAGACCAGUCAGUGCGGCGCUGUAAAGUCCAUAAAUGGGUACUAUUUCAUGGUUGCGGAUAUAAUCAUACUAAUCUAGGAAUCAUAUCAAGCCUUGUUUCCUGGUAGCUCUAGUGUGAGCUCAUCACUCAGAUCCAGUAGGGGAGGACUCGAUUGGCCGGAUUAGCCUAAAAGCCUGGCCCUUUUAUGUGCCAUAAAAUCCCCAUAUAUAGCUAUUUUCAUAUCGUAGAUCCAUUGAAUCAUAGACUAAUUAAUAUCAGUGAUGUUCCCAAUUAAAUCGCCAUACUUAGCCACCUGGGCCGCAUGCUUUCCCCCUGAGUUCUUCAGCUGAUGCUAUCUUGCAGCCGCAUACUCGGCCACUUUGGCCGCAUGAUUAUAUCAAGCAAAUACCCCUGAGUUUGUCAUCUGACGCUGUCUUUUGGAGGCGCAGGGUGCAUGGCUGCGUUGGAUGCUGAGCAUUAUCUUCAAGAAAUUGCAGCUCAGGAAGGGGCAGAAGCCUGA
Molecule: messenger RNA, 2028 nt
Organism: Spirodela intermedia
Lineage: Eukaryota; Viridiplantae; Streptophyta; Magnoliopsida; Alismatales; Araceae
Source: the annotation of a GenBank genome assembly